Molecule: messenger RNA, 2009 nt
Organism: Phragmites australis (common reed)
Lineage: Eukaryota; Viridiplantae; Streptophyta; Magnoliopsida; Poales; Poaceae
Product: low-temperature-induced cysteine proteinase-like
Exons: 6
Coding region: 260-1648 (462 amino acids)
Cellular component (GO): lysosome
Molecular function (GO): cysteine-type endopeptidase activity
Source: RefSeq, a predicted model, not a curated record
CAUCUCCCCGUCCUUAUCCAUCGAUCGUUACCUCCAAUCGGCCGUCGGCCUGCCCUGUGCUUGCAGUCGCGGCGGACUCGCCGUGCUGUCGUCUCGUCAAAACGAUCUCGCCGUCCUCUUCUCCGCUCCCCCUUCUCAGUUCUCACCGAAUCCUUUCCCUACUUAAUCAACGCUGCCAUUUCUGAGCUUCUCAUCGAGUCUUUUAACCAAAACCCACCAGAGGCGUAGGUAGGUGUGACUGCGGGGGGGAAUCACCAAAAUGCCCUCCGUCUCCUACCUCCUCCUCACCCUUCUGCUGCUCGCCGAAGGCGGCGCGGCGGCGGCGGAGGCUGACGCUGCUACCACUGCCACCGGCGGCGGAGGGGACCUGCGGGCGUACGAGGCACUGUUCGAGGCGUGGUGCGCGGAGCACGGGCGGGCGUACUCUACGCCCGAGGAGCGCGCGGCGCGGCUCGCGGUGUUCGCGGACAACGCGGCCUUCGUGGCGGCGCACAGCGCCAACGCCGCCAACUCGUCCAGGUCCUACACGCUCGCGCUCAACGCCUUCGCGGACCUGACGCACGAGGAGUUCCGCGCCGCGCGCCUCGGCCGCCUCGCCGUCGUACCGGAGGGGGCUCUCGGGCGCCGCGGCGGCGGCGUGGCGUACCGAGGCCUCGACGGCGGCUUCGGCGCGGUCCCCGAUGCGGUGGACUGGAGGCAGAGCGGUGCCGUCACCAAGGUCAAGGACCAGGGCAGCUGCGGAGCUUGUUGGAGCUUUUCUGCUACAGGUGCUAUGGAAGGAAUAAACAAAAUCAAGACGGGCUCUCUGGUCAGCCUUUCUGAACAGGAACUAAUUGACUGUGACAGAUCCUAUAAUAGCGGCUGUGGUGGUGGUCUCAUGGAUUAUGCCUAUAAGUUUGUGAUUAAAAAUGGUGGAAUUGAUACGGAGGAUGAUUAUCCCUAUCGUGAAGCAGAUGGAACAUGUAACAAGGACAAGCUCAAAAGGCGAGUUGUAACAAUUGAUGGUUACACUGUUGUACCUUCCAACAAUGAAGACUUGUUACUCAAGGCCGUUGCCCAACAACCUGUUAGCGUAGGAAUAUGUGGCAGCGCUAGAGCAUUUCAGCUAUACUCCCAGGGUAUCUUUGAUGGUCCAUGUCCAACAUCUCUUGAUCAUGCUGUGUUAAUCGUUGGUUAUGGUUCUGAAGGUGGCAAGGAUUACUGGAUUGUGAAAAAUUCUUGGGGUGAACGUUGGGGAAUGAAGGGCUAUAUGCAUAUGCAUCGAAACACUGGUAAUUCCAAUGGUGUCUGUGGUAUAAACCAGAUGUCAUCAUUUCCUACAAAAACGAGCCCAAAUCCUCCUCCUUCACCAGGCCCAGGUCCAACCAAAUGCAGCACCCUUACCUACUGCCCUGAAGGAUCCACCUGUUGUUGCUCCUGGCGCAUCUUGGGAUUUUGCCUUUCUUGGAGCUGCUGCGAACUGGACAAUGCAGUUUGCUGCAAGGAUAACCGUUAUUGCUGCCCUCAUGACUAUCCUAUCUGUGAUUCAGUUCGCAACCAGUGUCUCAGAGCCAAUGGAAACUUUUCUGGUAUAGAAGGAAUUAGGAGGAAGCAGUCUUUAUCUAAAGUUCCCUCUUUGACUGGUUUGUUGGAACUGAUGGAUCAAUGAACAUAUAAUCAUUGGUGGAUUGAAGUUCUCCAAAUAUGCUGACCUUUGUCUGUCAGUCUGUCUCCAACAAUACAGAGUCAACCAAGUUCUUGUACAAGGGGUUGGCCUAGUCUAGCUGCCUUCUUCAAGGGCCCUGCUACCACCUUGUAUACACUAGCUCCUCGAAGCCUGUUGUCUUGCACAGAGAUGUUCAGAUUUGCUGUGUAUUGGUGAACCAUACUGUGGUGUGGAACUUCAUGAUUGUACAUGCCAGGCUCGCACUAGCUUGUGAAUUUAGAGAGCCACUGCACGGAUGAUUGUAUUUGACUCAAUUUGUACCACAGUUGAGGACCAGGCCUAAUAAAGAUUUGUGUAGAGUGUA